GAGUACCAGUCGUGUAACACCCAGCCCUGUCCUGACCUGAAGAAGACCACCCCCUGGACCCCCUGGACGCCGGUCAACAUCUCGGACAACGGCGGUCACUACGAGCAGCGGUUCCGGUACACCUGUAAGGCCCGUGUCCCUGAACCUGCUCUGUUGGAGGUGGGCCGACAGAGGAUAGAGAUGAGGUACUGCUCCAGGGACGGCUCCACUGGAUGCUCUGCUGACAGAGAUCUGCUGCGGUCGGGUAAGAUCUCCGGCCACACUGGGAACAGAGACUGGACAUCCUGGAGCUCCUGGUCUCAGUGCAGUAGAGACUGCAGCCGAGGGAUACGUAGCCGUAAACGGUUCUGUGACUCCCUUGAACCAACGCACGGAGGACAGACCUGCCUGGGACCUGCUCAGGAAUACCAGGAGUGUAACAUCACACCCUGCCCAGGGUUCUACCUGAAGGGAAAGAAAGCAUUGUAA
Molecule: messenger RNA, 468 nt
Organism: Oncorhynchus nerka (sockeye salmon)
Lineage: Eukaryota; Metazoa; Chordata; Actinopteri; Salmoniformes; Salmonidae
Product: semaphorin-5A-like
Exons: 3
Source: RefSeq, a predicted model, not a curated record